Molecule: messenger RNA, 615 nt
Organism: Gongylonema pulchrum
Lineage: Eukaryota; Metazoa; Nematoda; Chromadorea; Rhabditida; Gongylonematidae
Source: the annotation of a GenBank genome assembly
AUGAGGAUGCCAAAUGCAGUCAGUUCACUGCCUGAUACUACAGCUGGCAAUACUCUGUCUCGAGUACGACUCAGGAAGACGAGAUCCGGCGGCGUGACCAAUAAAUUACCGCAGCAGGUGCUCAGGAGAAAUGAAAGGGAAAGGAGACGAGUACAGCAAGUGAACAUUGGAUUUAUAAAUCUUCGCGACCGGGUACCACACUCAGCAACCAGCAAGAAGCUGAGCAAGGUGGAAACACUUCGUGAAGCGGCAAGAUAUAUCAAGCACUUGCAAGAUCUGCUUCAAGGCACUUGCAACAAGCCGUUCGAACCUCUCAGUGUUACCCAGGAACAGCAGAACUGCCGUGGCCCGUGCUCAUCCCAGGAAAAUCACUACCCACUAACAAAUCAAAUGCCCGCGAUUUGUGAGUUUAGUUGUGCCUCUGAGUCCUACUCAUCCGAGCCUUACUAUCACCUAUACUCGCAAAGGACCAACAACAAUUUGUCAUACCAAAAAUCAUCGUUUCACUUUGAUAAUUCGAUGGUAAAAUGUGAAAACGAUUUACCGAAUACAUCUUCAUCUUCACUAGAUUAUUCCGACACGACGCGCUUUCAGCAUCCCAGCUAUGUACUAUGA